CAAACCAUAGGUAAAAAAGCGAGGUCAAGCUUUCGGCCGCACGAGUUGUGUUUUUUCUCCCACACGUGAAAAAGUAUUGGUUAUUCUUGUGAAAUACUUUAAAUACAAAUCAAGUAAGAAACCUAAACAAAUCAUGGCGGUCCGUGUACAAUUCGAAAAUAAUAAUGAAGUGGGAGUGUUCAGUAAACUAACAAAUGCAUAUUGCCUCGUCGCAAUAGGUGGGUCGGAGAAUUUCUACAGCGUGUUCGAAGCUGAACUGGCUGAAACGGUGCCAGUUGUUCAUGUCAGCAUCGCCGGAUGCCGUAUCAUCGGCCGCAUGACCGUCGCCAACCGCCACGGCCUGCUCGUACCCUCAUCAACGACUGACACGGAAUUGCAACACAUUAGAAACAGUUUACCCGACAACGUCAAAGUGCAACGCGUAGAGGAACGCCUCAGUGCACUCGGAAAUGUCAUCACUUGCAACGAUUACAUAGCGCUCGUGCACCCAGAUUUGGACCGCGACACAGAAGAAAUAUUAGCAGACACAUUGAAUGUUGAAGUGUUCAGGCAAACGGUUGCAGGGAACGUGUUAGUGGGUACUUAUGCCGCGUUGAGCAACCGAGGCGGUCUGGUGCAUCCUAAAACCAGUAUACAGGAUCAAGAUGAGCUCUCUUCACUGUUGCAAGUACCACUGGUUGCAGGAACGGUGAACAGAGGCAGUGACGUCAUUGGUGCAGGUCUAGUAGUCAAUGAUUGGUGCGCAUUUUGUGGCAUGGACACUACAUCAACUGAAAUCUCUGUGAUUGAAAGCGUUUUCAAACUCAAUGAUGCUAAGCCCACAGCGAUCACAUCAACAAUGCGGGCGUCUCUCAUUGACAGUAUGUCAUAAUGUUAAACAAUGCGUUUCGGAAGUCGCAGUGGCCUGAUGUUCAUGUUGUGGUCUACACCCCAAAUUGUCAAGUUUGCACUGUUAAACAGAUUGCAUAAACGCAACCAAUGAUCCUUGACCUGUGUUAUUCAUAAGUAAUUAUAAUUAUUAAAUUCAUAAGAUAUC
This is a messenger RNA of Amyelois transitella, 1036 nucleotides long. It is a transcript of the gene eIF6, whose product is annotated as eukaryotic translation initiation factor 6. Bases 134 to 871 code for a protein of 245 amino acids. The record is from RefSeq and is a predicted model, not a curated record. Lineage: Eukaryota; Metazoa; Arthropoda; Insecta; Lepidoptera; Pyralidae. Gene Ontology annotation, molecular function: ribosomal large subunit binding. The transcript has a single exon. Gene Ontology annotation, cellular component: preribosome, large subunit precursor; cytosol; nucleolus. Gene Ontology annotation, biological process: maturation of LSU-rRNA; ribosomal subunit export from nucleus; maturation of 5.8S rRNA.